Messenger RNA from Phacochoerus africanus (Common warthog), 2739 nucleotides. It is a transcript of the gene NUDT14, whose product is annotated as nudix hydrolase 14. The coding region runs from base 86 to 577 and encodes 163 amino acids. Gene Ontology annotation, molecular function: metal ion binding; UDP-sugar diphosphatase activity. NCBI's taxonomy places the organism in Eukaryota, Metazoa, Chordata, Mammalia, Artiodactyla, Suidae. The transcript is spliced from 6 exons. Gene Ontology annotation, biological process: nucleoside phosphate metabolic process; ribose phosphate metabolic process. The record is from RefSeq and is a predicted model, not a curated record.
CCGGUCACGCGCGCGCCCGCCCGCUCGAGUCCCGCGCGGACCUGGCCCGAGUCCGCCCCCGGCACGGGCUGUCCCGCGCGCCGCCAUGGAGCGCAUCGAGGGGGCGGCCGUGGGCCGCUGUGCAGACUCGCCCUACCUGCGGCCGCUCACGCUGCACUACCGCCAGAACGGCACCCAGAAGUCGUGGGACUUUGUGAAAACUCAUGACAGUGUGACCCUUCUCAUGUUCAACGCUUCCCGGAGGAGCCUGGUGUUGGUGAAGCAGUUCCGGCCAGCCGUGUAUGCUGGCGCGGUGGAGCGCCUCUUCCCCGGCUCCCUGGCCGCCGCCGACCAGGACAGGCCCCGGGAGCUGCCGGCAGCGCUGCCCGGCUCGGCCGGGGUGACCUUCGAGCUGUGCGCCGGCCUCGUGGAUCAGCCCGGGCUCUCGCUGGAGGAAGUCGCCUGCAAGGAAGCCUGGGAGGAGUGCGGCUACCGCCUGGCCCCCUCCGACCUGCGCCGGGUCGCCUCGUACAACCCCCCGCCCCCCGCAGCCCUGAGCCGUGUGGGGCCUGCUCGGGUGGCAGCUGCUGCUGACUGAUGCCUCCACUUCCUGCGGGAUUAAGCACCGGGCACUGGCGGUGGGGGCCUCGAGCGUGGGGACGGAGUUGGCCGAAGGAGACGAUCCAGGGCCUGGCGCCUCCCCGUUCAGUGUGGAAUUUCUACGUCGGAGGAUCCAGCCUCUCAGGGAGAGGGGUCUUGGUUAUGUGCAGGCACCCUCCACGGGGCCCGCUGGUGGCCACUGGGCCCUGGAGCCUUUUGGGCUGGAGGUUUGGGGGGCGGGGGGAGAAUCCAAGGGGCCUGAGCUAGGGUAGGGGCGAGCCGGGGGCAGGCGGAGGUGCCCUGGAGGGCUGGGGUCCCCCGAGGAGGUGCGUCUGAGCCGAGUCCCGGCCGAGGGGCUGCGUGGCAAAGGCAUGGGGCGGGGGGACGGCAGCCCUGGCUGCUGUGGUGCUUCAAGCCGGGCCUCUGGGCUUGGCCUGAUGCUGACUGAGGGUCCUCGGGAGCCAGGGAGGGCCCUGGGCAGUGUGUAGCCUGCUCAGCCUGUGCUCUAGAGAUGAGGAAUGGCUGUGGGGAGGCUGGCCUGGGAGGGGCUGGAACCGAGUGCUCCCCGCACCGGAGCCUGACGGCGGGCUGGACAAGCAGCAGGCUCCUGCUGCCCGUCGUGGGGCCAGGGGCUGAGCCAGGCCACUCAGCUGCCAGUCCCAGGUGACAAGGCCCGGGCCCUUGUCUGCGAUCCCCCAGCUGAGGAUGUGAUGGAGUGGAGGGAGAGGCAGUGCCCGGCCUGGCUGGGCACAUUCUUCUUGGCGCCGGUCUCCUGCACAAGCCGGCGGAAACUGGGCCUGGAAACGCCACAGACCAGCGCUUCCAUCAAAGGCGCAGGCUGUGGCUGCCGGCGGAAAUGGGCCAUCAGGAAGGGUCCAGGGAGAUAAGGGGCUGGAGGGCGGAGGAAGCAGCUGGGCGAGGUCAGUCUGCUGGGGCCCUCGCCUGGGGGGAGUGGGAUGGAAGCCCCUCCAGGUCUGCUCCCGGCUGCUCCAGGGCAGCUUCCAGGCUGUGGCCGGCAGGCCCCGCUCACCCCCUGGCCAGCCUGGGCCUCCCCGGCCUGUGGACGUCUCCCCAGAAGCCCCCGCCUUUCCUGUUCUGGAAUCUGAAUUGGCCCCUCUGUCAGCCCGUCCUCCCGGCCAGCGCUCACCACGACUGCCCGCGCCUGCCCUCCACUGGCAUUGGCCUAAAGCCCUGCCCACGCCCUGGGUGCCUGUCCUCCUCUUGGUAGCCAGCAGCCCCCUCCUGCCCCCAACCCCUGGAGAGAGGGGACUCCUUUGCACCCCUGGGGGCCUUGCCACCCCUCCCGCAACACCCCCAUGAGCCCCAGUCCUUCACCCGGUCUGGAGCUGGCAUCUUCCAGGUGCCAGCGUGGGGGUGCUCACAGACCUGGGCGGCACGGCAGGAGCCCUGGGUGCGAGUGGGGUCUGCUGUGGCAGGGAGGCCCUGGCUGAGGGCGCAGCAUGAGCUGAGGUGCAGAGCCUGCUAAUGGUCUGUGCUGCAGGGCAACCUGCCAGAGACUUGAGCGCUUGCAGGAACCCACAUUUGCAGCCUCACGGUUGCUGUGGGUCAGCGGUCUGGCCCCACCGCUCAGGGUCUCACCAGGCUGCAGUCAGGCGUCAGCCGGGCCUGAGGUCUAAGCUGAGGCUCAGGCCCGUCUUCCCAGCUAACUCGGUUGUGGCAGAACCCAGCUCUUGUGGCCUUGUGACCAAGGCCUCUGUGUCCUGGCUGGCUGUCGGCUGGGGCCUACGGUCAGCUCUUCGAGGCUGCUUGCAGGCCCUGGCCAUGUGGCGCCUCCUGCAGCCUGGCGGCUCGCUUUGGCGUCAAGACUUUCUCCACCUCCGAGCUCUAAAUCUGUGAGGAGGCCCCUGCUCGGGUCAGGCCCGCCCAGCGUCGGUUCCCUCUUGAGAAACUUCCAGCCACUGAUUAGGGCCCUUAAUUCCGUGUGUAGAACUCCUUCAUCACCUGACCCAACCUGGUCACGCUGGGAGCUAAACCAUGUUGGGAAGUCACAGCCAGCAUGUUCCCAGGUUUCCCCCAGGCUCAAGGGGAGGGCAUCUGGGAGGGCGGGGGGGGGGCCUCCUGGAGCCCUGCCUUCCCGGGGCCGGGAAGGGCAGGGGUGGCCGGUGGGGCCUGCGUGGGUAGCUCUGCACGGCGGUCUCG